UUGGCGAAAACAGAAGCACGUGUGACAGCAGUAAGAGCAGGUGCCUGUUACUAAUUUGAAGUGAAAAUGCCUAAAUCCAAACGUGAUAAGAAAGUUUCUUUAACACAAACAAAGAAGAAAGGCCUUGAGUUUAAACAGAAGAUAAUAGAGGAUAUCCAGACCUGCUGUGAUAAAUAUAAGAACAUAUUCCUCUUCUCCGUCACUGUCUAUAUAUAUUGUAGAUCCAGACAUGCUGUGAUAAAUAUAAGAACAUAUUCCUCUUCUCCGUACACAACAUGAGGAACACACAUCUUAAGGACGUUCGCCAGAGCUGGAUAGGAAGCCGAUUUUACUUUGGGAAGAACAAAGUGAUGUCAUUGGCAUUAGGGAGGACCCAGGAAGAUGAAUAUAAAGACAACCUACACAAACUGAGUUCUCAGUUGCGCGGACAGACAGGACUGCUGUUCACCAAUAAAUCAAAGAAAGAGGUCCUCAGAUUCUUUGAUGAGUACAGAGUGCCAGAUUAUGCCAGAUCAGGCAAUCCGUGUCAACAAACCGUGAUGUUAGAUGAGGGACCUAUCCCAGAAUUCUCUCAUUCCAUGGAACCCCAACUCCGACAGCUCGGACUACCCACUUGUCUACAGAAAGGUGUGGUAACCUUACUGAAACCUCAUACAGUGUGUGAAAAAGGGACAGUACUGACACCCGAACAGGCCAGAAUCCUGAAACUGUUUGGACACAAGAUGGCAGAAUUUUAUGUAACAAUAGAGGGCAUGUGGUCAUCCAAUGGAAAGUGGGAGGUGAUAUCAGACAGACCUGAACCCAUUGUACCCCCCAAAGUCACGGUCAAAGCUAAGCCGAGGGAAGACGUGGAGGAGGAUGAUAUGGAGGAAGAAGAGGAGGAAGAUGAAGAAGAAGGAACGUGACGUCAGAAAAAACUGUGUUCUUAUGUUAAUGUUAAUAAAAAAUAUUGGUUUUA
Saccostrea cuccullata (small rock oyster) is the source of this 958-nucleotide messenger RNA. Its product is annotated as mRNA turnover protein 4 homolog. Gene Ontology annotation, cellular component: preribosome, large subunit precursor; nucleolus. NCBI's taxonomy places the organism in Eukaryota, Metazoa, Mollusca, Bivalvia, Ostreida, Ostreidae. The record is from RefSeq and is a predicted model, not a curated record. The coding region runs from base 276 to 905 and encodes 209 amino acids. Gene Ontology annotation, molecular function: RNA binding. The transcript has 8 exons. Gene Ontology annotation, biological process: ribosomal large subunit biogenesis; ribosomal large subunit assembly; nuclear-transcribed mRNA catabolic process.